This is a messenger RNA of Chrysemys picta bellii (western painted turtle), 3509 nucleotides long. The record is from RefSeq and is a predicted model, not a curated record. Lineage: Eukaryota; Metazoa; Chordata; Testudines; Emydidae.
UGCGUAGCUCAGGCACUUCUCUCUUUCACCAACAGAAGAUGGUCCAGUAAGAGAUAUUAUCUCCACCCCCUUGUGUCUCUAAUAUCCUGGGACCGACAAGGCUACAACAGUGUAACCCUAAUUCCUGCCCAGUACAGAGGGCAAGCCCAGGAAGGGAGCGACUGGAGAGUGAAUCUACCAUGUGUUCACCCCACAGUGCAGCUCCAGCAGCUCGUGUAUUUUGUACGGCUGAGUCCAGAUCCCCACUCUCACCCCGCAGCAGUGGCUCCAGCAGGGUCUUGAGGAGCUGGGCCUGGUGCCCUGUUCUGGGCAUUGCCUCAUGGCAUGUGAGGUUGCAGAGCUGCCCAGGUUUGGUCUGCCCAGCCCUCCAGCAUGGUGGCAGAGGGUCAGGUGUGCAGGCUAAAUGUAAGUGGGGCUGUGACCUGGAGCUCCAGGUUGCUGCGACACUCACUGAAGUUUGGCCUGCCUGUCCCGUCAUGACAGAGGGUCAGGAGGAGGUACAACUCUUUGUGCCAGUAUACAACACCCACAGCAGGGGGCCGGGUCCAGCUGCCAGAGCCACGACUGUGGGGGGUGUCACAGACAGAAAAAAAGUCACAGGAAAACGCUGUCCAUUACUUAUUUCACACAGUGACAAACCUGAACCCAUAAUAAUGGUACGAACUUUCAAGCCUCCCUGGGCCCUCCAAGUGGUCCCCGCAACUGGUACAUCCACAUCACCUGCAACAGCUAUUCCUCUAUCGGUGUGUAAACUUUGCCAUGCUGAGUUGGGUUGUUUGUCCUUUCAGAUGUCGGUGACGUUUGAGGAUGUGGCCAUGUAUUUCUCCCCAGCGGAGUGGGCACUGCUGGGCGAGGAGCAAAGGCAACUUUACAGACACGUCAUGUGGGAAAAUUACCAGACUCUGGUCUCGUUAGGAAUCCAGACCCCCAAGCCAGUGGUGAUCUCCAGCAUAGAGCGAGGGGAAGAGCUGUGUGCCCAGGGUCCCACAGAAGAUGGAGACAUCCUGAGAGGCACCCGCCCAGAUUUUCCAGAUGCAGAAGAGACCUGGGACUGGCCAGCAAUUGAAAGCUCCUUGGGCUUCUUCCUCACACAAAGCUCUUCCCCUGGAGCAGCAGGGGCGAGGAACCUGAUCAGGGCUGAGGGGCAGACUCCUGAGGAAGGGCGUGGCAACCUGGAGCCACUCAGGCCUUUCCCAGGGACAUCAGGGGAGAACCAUUCCAAGAAAACUGAGUGGGGAAGACACCACAAGAGGCAGGGCAGGCCACAAAAGCAGAGGAAGAAUCUGACCAGGAAGGAGCCAGCAACCCCAAGAAGUCAUCAGAGGAGAUCCAGGUCACAUCUAAAGCCACCUGAAAAGGGACAAUCUGAGCCCAGAAAGACCCUAUAUACCUGCCGUGUGUGCAGGGAAGAAUUCAAGGUGCAGAGAGACCUGAUAAGCCACCACUGGACAGUUCAUAGAAGACAGAAACUGUAUCACUGUAGCGAAUGUGGGGAGAGCUUCAGGAGAAAGAAGGCAUUCAAAGCACAUGGGAAAACCCACAGAAAGGAGAGAGCCCAUCCCUGUUCUGAGUGUGGGAAGAUAUUCAGCCAGUUAUCACUGCUCACUGCCCACCAGAGAAUACAUACGGGAGAGAGACCCUAUCGCUGUGCUGAGUGCGGAAAAAGAUUCUUCCAAAUAACAGCUCUUACCAUCCACAAGAGAAUCCACUCAGGAGAGAGACCCUAUGCCUGCGCUGAGUGUGGAAAGAGAUUUAUGGAUUCAUCAACAUUUCGUAAUCACCAGAGAAUCCACUCAGAAAAGAGACCCCAUCGCUGUAGCCAAUGUGGGAAAGGCUUCAAACUUACAUCAAGUCUUACUAGACACCAGAAAAUCCACAGCGGAGAGAGACCCUUCCUGUGCCAUGAGUGUGGGAAACAAUUCUGCCUACGAGAACAUCUCAUUAGACAUCAGAGGAUCCACACUGGGGAGCAACCCCAUUGCUGUGGUGAGUGUGGGAAAAAAUUCAGUCUCCUUCAAAGUCUCAGGAGACACCAAGGAAUCCAUCGUACUGGGGGACCGCAUCGAUGCGCUGAGUGUGGGAGAAUAUUCGGUCAUCCAGAAAGUCUCACUCUGCACCAGAGGAUCCACACUGGGGAAAGACUCCAUCACUGUGGUGAAUGCGGGAAAAAGUUUGUCCGUCUAGUACAACUCAGAGUCCACCAAAGAAUCCAUACUGGGGAGAGACCCUAUUACUGUACUGAGUGUGGGAAAAGAUUCACCCAAUCGUCAGGCCUUAUCAAUCACCAGAGAAUCCAUUCAGGAGAGCGACCCUAUCCCUGCACUCAGUGCGGGAAGGUCUUUGCUCACUCAUCGUCUCUUACCAAACAUCAGAAAAUCCAUUUGGAAAAGAAGCCAUACUCCUGCGCUCAGUGUGGGAAGCGCUUUGCUCGCUCAUCAUCUCUCACUAAACACCGGAGCACCCACUCAGGAGAGCGACCAUAUUCCUGCGCUCAGUGUGGGAAGCGCUUUGCUCGCUCAUCAUCUCUCACUAAACACCGGAGCACCCACAUAGGAUAGAGACUCCUGACUCUUGUGUUUGAUUGGAGAAACCUCUUCAAUCUCUCAUUUCACUCUUUUCCCAAAGCCUGUAAAAGAGGGAACCUGCUCCCACUCUGAACUGCUCCCACCUCCUCACUAACCAGGCAUUAGGUUCAGUGCAGGGUUUGUUAAAAUAAUUUGUGUGGCCCUGGAGAUGGGAGAAUUUCACCCUAGAGGCACCAAAACAAUCCUUGUGGGUUGCAGCUGGGCCAGGGAUGACUGGAGUCGGGACUGUGCUUUAGAGGCCCAGGCCAUUCACUCACUGUGGCUCCCAUCCUCUCGGGCUCCGCUAAUGGAAUGUGUUUUAUUUCCUUUCUUUUCCCCUUGGAAAAUGGAAAAAUGGACAAAGAUUCUGGCACAGACUGAAAAGGAGCUUUCUUCUCCUGCGUUAAUGAAAGGUUGUGACAUCCCCUGCAUGUACUGAAUCAAAAGGAAGGGCAUUUUGAUUUGGCUUUGAGAUAAAAUUAUGAUGCAAGCUGUAUGCAUAAUGCAGCCAGGGCCCUGUCUUCACACCUAAUCGCCAGGCAAGCAAUACCAGCUAGGACUGGAAGGUUGGAGCCUGGACUUUCUGGGUCACACCAAUGAUAAUACGGCUAAAGUCAAGACACCACUUUUCUGAAAUAGUUGAACCUCUCAGACAGUACAUCAGACACAACAUUUCUUAGAAACAGCGGCAAUAGGUGGUGUGGGAUAAUAUUUUAUUUUGAUGAUGCACUUCUUGAUGGAUAGACGAGUCAGAUUUGCAUCCCCUAGUCCAGUGGUUCUCAACCAGGGGUACGUGUAUCCCUGAGGGUAGGCAGAGGCCUUCCAGGGGGUACAUCUCAUCUAGAUAUUUGCCUAGUUUUACAGCAGGCUACAUAAAAAGCACUAGGAAAGUUACAAACUAAAAUUUCAUACAGACAAUGACCUGUUUAUAUUGCUCUAUAUACU